This is a messenger RNA of Nymphalis io (European peacock), 4173 nucleotides long. RefSeq names its product exportin-2 (gene Cse1). Gene Ontology annotation, cellular component: cytosol; nuclear envelope. Lineage: Eukaryota; Metazoa; Arthropoda; Insecta; Lepidoptera; Nymphalidae. The record is from RefSeq and is a predicted model, not a curated record. The transcript is spliced from 19 exons. Gene Ontology annotation, biological process: protein export from nucleus; protein import into nucleus. Gene Ontology annotation, molecular function: nuclear export signal receptor activity; small GTPase binding. The coding region runs from base 111 to 3023 and encodes 970 amino acids.
AUAUGAACGAAGUGAAGAACGCGUUUGUGAUUAAAUUACGAAAUUAUCCAAAGCUAGCAGUGUCCGGCUUGAAACGUAACUUUUAAAUUGUUUAAUAAUAUUAUAUUAUAAUGGAAGUAUCAGAUGAGAAUUUAGCUACUCUAGUGAGUUACUUAGAAAAAACUCUGAAUCCAGACCCCAAUAUCAGAAGACCCGCUGAGAAAUUCUUAGAAGGUGUUGAAUCAAACCAAAAUUAUGGAAUAUUGCUUCUUCAUCUCAUUGACAAUGAUAAUGUAGAUAUGGUAAUUAAAGUCACCGCAUCUAUAAUCUUCAAGAACUACAUAAAACGAAAUUGGCCAGUGGACGAAGAUGGCGUUGAUCGCAUGCAUGCUUCAGACAGAGCUACCAUUAAAUCACUUAUAGUAAGAUUGAUGCUCAAGAGCCCGGAAGCGGUUCAAAGGCAAUUCAGCGAUGCAGUCUCUAUAAUUGGCAAGCAUGACUUCCCGGAGAAGUGGCCAGGACUGAUCAAUGAGAUGGUAGAGAAAUUUGCUUCUGGUGAUUUUCAUCUAAUAAAUGGCGUGUUAAGGACAGCCCAUUCGUUAUUCAAGAGGUAUAGAUAUGAAUUUAAAUCACAAAAACUGUGGGAAGAAAUCAAACAUGUUCUCGAUAACAUCGCAAAACCUUUGACGGAUUUAUUUGUGGCGUUAAUAGACUUGGCGAAGAAAAAUAAUAAUGUGCCACAUGCAUUGAAGAUCAUCUACAACUCCCUCGUGUUAACAUGCAAGGUGUUCUACUCCCUCAACUACCAGGAUCUGCCAGAGUUCUUCGAGGACAAUAUGCCAGUAUGGAUGCCAAAUCUCCUCAACCUACUUCAAGAGAAAGUACCAUGUUUGGAGACAAGUGACGAUACCGACAAGCCUGGCGUUAUGGAGGAACUUCGUACGGAAAUUUGUAACUGUGCAGCUCUAUACGCUCUCAAGUACGAAGAGGAGUUCUCUCCGUACGCUCCAGCUUUCGUGACUGCUGUGUGGAAUGUCUUACUGAACACAGAUUCGAAGUUACGAUUCGAUGCGUUAGUGUCGAACGCACUUACAUUCCUCGCUAAAGUAGCGGAGAAAAAUAGUUACAAGAAUCUCUUCGAAGAUCCCGCCACGCUUAGCAGUAUUUGCGAGAAAGUUGUCAUACCCAACAUGCAGCUACGAGAGUCCGAUUUGGAGCUGUUCGAGGAUAAUCCGGAGGAAUACGUAAGCCGUGAUAUCGAAGGUUCCGACGUGGAUACCAGACGGAGAGCGGCCUGUGACCUAGUGCGGACCCUCGCGUUACAUUACGAAGAUAAGAUGAUGAGCAUAUUCGGCCAAUAUGUUGAGGUUAUGCUACAAAAGUAUUCAGAGAGCGGUGGCAGUGCUUGGAUUGGCAAAGACACAGCACUUUUCCUGGUCACAUCACUGGCAAGUCGUGGCGGGACACAAGCAGCGGGAGUGACUAAGGCUUCUCCUCUAGUGGACCUGACUUCAUUUGCUGCCAAUCACGUCUUGCCUGAGCUGCAACGCCCUAACGUGGAAGAGUUGCCAGUAUUGAAAGCAGACGCCAUCAAGUACAUAAUGACUUUCCGGUCUCUGCUACCGAAGGAACUCAUAAUGCAAGCCUUUCCGUUAUUGAUCAACCACAUCGCGGGCAGCGGCGUGGUGUGCACGUACGGCGCGUGCGCGGCGGAGAAGCUGGUCGCGGGCGGCAUGCUGCCCCGCGCCGCGCUGCGCCCGCACGCGCCGCGCCUGCUGGCCGCGCUGCUGGCCGCGCUCGCCGGGCCCGCCGGCCGCGCGCUGCCCGCCGACCACAACGAGUACGUCAUGAAGGCGGUUCUUCGUACAUUGGCAUGCUUGCGGGAGGACGCUUUGCCGUACUUGGGUGAAGCGCUACCGAAGUUGGCUAGUAUGCUGGCUGUCGUCUCCAAGAACCCCUGCAAGCCGCAUUUCAACCAUUACCUAUUUGAGAGCCUUUCACUUGCUAUACAGUUGGUGGUGAAAUCCAACCCGAAAGCCAUAACAGCUUUUGAAGACGCACUGUUUCCCAUAUUCCAAGACAUCCUACAAAAUGAUGUACAGGAGUUCAUGCCGUACGUAUUCCAAAUGCUGUCGCUGCUGCUGGAGCUGCGCGGCAGCGGCGGGGCCGGCUCCGCCCCGGAGCUGUACGCGGCGCUGCUGCCGUGCCUGCUGGCGCCGCCGCUGUGGGAGCGCCCCGCCAACGUGCGCCCGCUCGUGCGCCUGCUCUGCGCCUUCGUGCUCGCCCGCGACGACCUCGUGCUCAGCUCGGGCAAGCUGAAUGCGAUGCUGGGAGUGUUCCAGAAAUUAAUUGCUUCAAAGACGAACGACCAUGAGGGAUUCUAUCUCAUACAAACAAUGUUAUUCAAAUUUGGACAGUCAGUGAUGCAGCAAUACACGAAGCAAAUAAUAACGCUACUCUUCCAACGGCUCUCCUCGUCGAAAACAACGAAAUACGUCAAAGGACUGAUCGCAUUUCUGGGCUUCUACGCGGCGCAGUUCGGAGCCGACGAACUCAUCGAGGUAGUGGACUCCGUACAGGCUAACAUGUUCGCGCUGUACGUGCAGCGCGUGCUGGUGCCAGACGUGCGGCGCGUGUGCGGCGCGCUGGAGCGCAAGGCGGCGGCGGUGGGCUGCGUGCGCCUGCUGUGCCACAGCGCGCGCUUCCGCGCUGACCUGGCGCCGCUGUGGCCCGCCGUGCUGCAGGCACUUAUAUCGCUAUUCGAGUUACCGCCAGACGAGAGCACAUUGCCCGACGACCACUUCAUAGAGGUGGACGACACGCCCGGUUACCAGCCGCAGUACGCACAACUCACUUGCGCCAAGUCCGCCGCAGACGACCCACUCGCCGGUAUCGAUGAUCCCAAGCGCUACCUCGCGGAGAGCCUGGCGGAGCUGUCUCGCACGCAGCCCGGCCUGCUGCCGCCGCUGCUGAGCGCGCUCGACGAGCCGCACCGCGCCGCGCUGCAGGCCUGUCUCGCCGCCUACAGCGUGCACGUCUGCUGAGCCGCCGCCCACUGACACUGACACGCUCGUGUAGACAUCCACGUAGGGUAGGUAGGGGCAAAAUGGCACAACGUAGAAGUUGUCGGAGCAAGAACUUCGAUGGAAAUUACUGCCUAUAUUUCACUCAGAUUUAAAAUAUUAGGUAGAAUGUACAUAAACGCUGGGUAUACCAUAUACCAUAUAAAAUUAGACUAGACUAUUUAUAUUCUGGUACAUUCUUAAACGAAACAGAUAAAUUUGAAAUCUAGUCUUGAAGUAUAUAAACUUCACGCUGCUGAGGGGUGCUAUUUUGUCUCCUACCUAAUCGAUAGCCACUAUAUUAUAUAAUUAUAUCGGCCCUAUUCGUCUAUUGGCAUAAAUGCGACGAGAACUAUGUAUGUACUGAAAUACCGAACGGACGUGUGAUUUAAUUUUUGUAAUGCAUUUUAUGUUUUUCAUUAACCAAUUAAAUUGAUAGAAUGUUAACAAUAAUAAUUGUUUCAAAAUACUACAAGUAUCUUUAUAUGUAUAAAUUAAGUAUUUCUUCAAACGCAUUUUAUUAAUUUUGUCAUCUAAAUUUAAAUUUGUGUGUUGUUUUAAUACAUAAUUUGGACAGUAAUUAAUUUGCUGAAUGAAGAUUUAUUUGAGUCUCAUUUGCAUCCCUUAUAUAUAUGUAUAUUUUACAUUCAUUUGCUUAUAGUAUAAUGUAUAUAUCCUCAACCUAAAUUACUAACAACCCCUUUUUGUAUUGGUAAUUCUAAAUCCGCAGCCAUUUUUAGUUUCGUUACGUUCAAUUUUACGUAAUAUACCGUGUAAAUAGUGGCAUGAAAUGAGGACUGAAUAAAAACCUUUUCUAUUGUAUAAGUGUAAUGUUAAUAAGUAGCUUAUGUUUUGAAUAAAUGUUGUGAUAAAAUCUUGAUUAGGUGAUCAUCAAGACGCUGAGCGUCCUUUCUCGAUACAUUAACGAUAAAUUCGGUUUUUAAAUUUUCCUAAAAAAUAUUAGAUGUAUUUUUCUAAGAUUUUCAUAUUGGUUUUUAGUAUAGACUUCUACAGUACAUGAGUAUUCUUUUGUUAGUUAUCAGCGAUGUCUAUUAAUAUUGUAUUAGAAAUCACUUUACAGGAAAUUUGAAACUAAAUUAUGAUUUUAUGAAUAAAUACAUGUUUCAUAUUA